Messenger RNA from Paramecium tetraurelia, 2037 nucleotides. RefSeq lists its product as uncharacterized. Lineage: Eukaryota; Ciliophora; Oligohymenophorea; Peniculida; Parameciidae. The record is from RefSeq and is a predicted model, not a curated record. The transcript has a single exon.
AUGUUCAAACCGUAUAUGAUGAAUUUAUAUUACUUUUGUGGAAUUGCCUUAUUUGCAUAUCUAAGAUUUGGAACAGAAGGUACCUAAAUACCCUAUGAUCAAACAGGUUCAACUAAUGGUAAAUACUAUUAUAUCUUUGGAACAAAUUCAAACAUCUAAGUAGAAAAUUAAUAUUACUUAAAUUCAAAUUAUACUUCAACGCUACUGCAUGAUUGUGAUUUCACUCUCUUUGUUCUCUUACUAUUGAUCCUACUUUGCAUCCCUAAAUUGUUCUAUGAUAAAUGGCCUAAAUUGAUCCAAGAACUAACUAUCUAUUAUUUGGAAGGGAGCAUUUUCGAAUUAGCUUUUGGUAGCGUAGGAUAGAUAACCUAAACUAUUCAAAAUUCAUCAAAAGAUCCGUUAGAUAUCAUUUUUUGUAUCAUGGGGGGGAUUCUGCUACUAUUUUAUCUUGCCUUUACUAUGAGACCAUUGAUAACAAUAAAAGAUGAAUCUAAGAAGGAUUUCUUGAAUUAUUUUACUAAAGCCACUUUUGCUUAAUAAAAUAAGACAAUUUAUUUGGUUCAUUAUUUCAUUUGCAUUUUUAAUGAACUAUUGAUGGGCAUAAUUCCAAUAGCCAUUAAUAAAUUUGUGAUAGUAUUCUAUUUAGAAAUAGGAGCUAAUGGGGUUUUGAUAGUAUUGUAAUUCCUAAUUCUAUUUAAAUCUAAAAAUCUAAAGGAUAAGCUAAUAAACAUUACAAACAUAAUUUCAUACUGCUUACUUAUCACAUCCUAUGUUUUAGUCCAAUAAGAAAACUAUGAAUUAGGCUUUAUUGUAUUGAUAUUAUUGUCGAUUUAUUUCAUAAUCAAUAUCAUUACUACUGUAUUGUAGAUAAUUGUAAUUAAAUCAAAGGGCCUGAGCAUUGUUAUUCAAAAGGUAAAGUAGAAUGAGCAGAAUGUAAAUUUGUAAACAAAUAUCGAAUUGCAAUCGGUUACAUUAUAAUUAGAUUUAUCAUAAUAAAUAAACUAGACUGUUUAGUAGUAGUCUAAAUUUAUGUUGACUUCUUAAAUCUCAAAUAUUAACCAUACCAAAUAACAAAUGUCUCAAUUCAACAGUCAUAAUACGAGCACUGAAUUUUUAAAAGAUGAUCAUCUUGUAAUUAAUAAUUAAAUUGUAAAGGAUCUUAUUUUAAUAAAGAGAUCUCAGAGUUACGAAAUCACCUAGUUUAUAGACAGUGGGUAGAUAUAGCUGAAUAAAAUCCUUUUGAAAUUUAAAUUUUGUGUAAAGGUCUUUAAUGGUGGACAUGAGGUAGAUUAGAAAAUAUUAAAAAGAAAUAAUAUUGGAAAUAAGAUUAUUGGGGUGCAUACAUUUACAUUAGACUGUCUAUAAAACUGCGUCAUAGAGGAAAUGUAGAUUAAAACUUACUACAGUGGUUAGUUGUUAUAAAGGGAUAUCAAAUUGGUCAACAAAUAGAUGUUUAUUGGUCAGAGUCUGGAGAUAAGUCAUCAACACUAGUUCGAGUAGAGUGAUUCAUGGAAUGAGAAAUUAGCCAUAAAAUUGAUUAUAGAUACGAAGGUUUUCCGAUUUACAAUUUGCAACAAUGAAUUAAAGUUGAUUUAGUUGUCAACUCUUACUUAAAAGAGCAUUUAAAAAUUAAUCGAUAAUGGGAUAUAAAAAUAUGUGGUUUUGUUUGAGCAGAGAGUAGAGAGAUUCAAUUUUGAGAAGGUGGUUCAAUUUUGCCAACAUUACAAGUUGUAUCGUUAUGAAAUAGCUUCGGCGGAAUCAGAGUAUCGAAAUCAAGAAUUGUCUUCAAACUUCGGGAAAAUUCAAUUGAUAAUUCCUGGGACUCCUUAUAUCAGACUGAUACUUAGCAUUGAAUAACAAAUCAAUAAGGAAUACCUAAAUAAUCCUUAAUUUAUUGAUUCGAAUAUUGACUUAAAAAGAAUUCAGUACAUAAUUGUUAGUAUUUAUGCUAAACGGUCUUCUCAUUAAUUGGGCUAUGCUCAUAAAAGGGUGUGUGAAUGCUUUGGAAAGGAACUUAUGAAUUAUUUUAACUAAUGA